AUGUAUUGCUGUUUAAGACGCAGAGUCGCGAGUGGUAAUGUUGGUGGAAGUAUUACAUUGCAGUGUUUUCUAAAUAAAUCACGAUCUAGGUACUUCUGGCAAAGGGCGAAUUCCAAAGAUGGCUUUUAUAAAUAUUUGAGUAUAGAUGAUAAUAAGUAUGAAAUGCUACAGAAUAAACAUUUGAAGAUAAAUUACCUGACUUUUGAUGACAGUGAUUACUACCGAUGCACUGCAACUACAACCCAGGAAACAGGUCUGAAACAGGAAUUAACAGUAAAUGGUAUUCCUGUUGUUCAUACAGAGCCGUCAUAUAAGGUUCUGCGGAACUCACAAGUAAAAUUGCGAUGUUAUACACAUACUAAAACAAGUCCAACAAUAACUAAUGUAUCGUGGCAGAAGAAAACAAAAUGGGUAUCCUCUUUUAGUAGUAUCCAGUAUGGAAAUACUAAAUACAGCGGUGGCACAGUAGCAGACCCAUCUCUUACAAUAAAGAAUCUGGAAGAUGCAGAUGGUGGAACAUAUAGAUGUCUUCUUCAAAACAACCGAGGAGAAGGAUUUUCUGACACAGAGUUAGAUGUUGGAGAUUUACCAGUUGUGUUGAUCCCGCAACUCGAUUACUACCCUACGCGCACGAAAACACUAGAAAUAUCCUGUUACAUAGGUAAUUCGGACAGCGUUAGAUGGCAAAAACAAUCACAACCUAUAGAUCUUGCUUCGUAUAAAUACAGCGGAGGAACAUUUGCAUCUCCAAACCUGACGAUAUAUAACAUUUGGUAUACUGACGAUGGAGAAUAUGAAUGCUGUGGAACAAACAACUAUGGUGAAUCCUGUGAUAGCUGUAAUGUCCAAUCUGGACAUAAACCAACGCUGACUAAAAGUAACGAAAACGUUAGUGCGAAGAUAUCGACUAAGUUUGUCUUAGGAGUUACAAUCACUUCAUCUACUCCAGCACCUUUGUCUGUGUAUUGGUAUAAAAGCUCACUACACAUAUCUGGAUCAAGAUACCAUGGUGGUACUUCUAGCAUACCAAGUCUGACAAUAAACACCGUGCGUGCUACUGAUGAUGGAACAUAUACAUGUACAGUAUACAAUGGAGUUGGAUCAGCAUCUGUGGAUAUAAAUCUAAUCACAUGGAACACACCUUCUGUUUCCUUUUCUGGAAAUCAGGACUUAGCAGUUGGUAGUGAAGCAUUCAUACAAGUCAGAGUUACCUCAAAACCGGAUGUCAAACGUAUCACAUGGAAAAAAGAAACCGUACCCAUAAAUUUUUCUGAUACCACCAAAUAUCAAAAUUCCGGUUCACUGCAGAAUCCACAAUUGAAAAUAGUUGAUGUACAGGUUUCGGACAAAGGGACGUAUAGCUGUUCUGCAUAUAACGGUUAUGACACAGGAACAGGCACAGUACAGAUAAAUGUCGGAGAAAUAACCGAAGCCACGAUUUUGACUGAGUACUAUGUCACCAUAGUGGGAGAGGAGAUAACUUUAGAAUGUCUCAUUAAGAACGAGACAUCAGAACGAAAACUUUACUGGUUAAGAGGUGCAAAAUAUGUGGAUUUAUACUUAACCAACAAGUAUAGCCAUGGAACACUGAACCAACCAUCACUAACCAUAAAAAAUAUUGAAACAUCUGAUGCCGGUAAUUACACAUGCAAACUGGAAAACAAGUUUGGACAUUCGGAGGAUACCGUUGUAUUGAAAGUUCUUUUUGUACAAGUUUAUCCGCCAUUACAGUUAAGCCCAAAAGCAAAUGAUAGUGUUAUUCUACCAUGUUAUGCCUAUGGUGGAAAUCGCGUAACAUGGCGGAGAAACGGUAAGAAGAUAAAUACAACGGGCAGCUCGGAAUACAGCGAGAGUACAGUUAACAAUCCACAAUUGACGAUCUCAAAGGUAACCCGGAAUCAUGCUGGUAAUUACACAUGUGAAACAUCGUACGGGUCUGUAUCGGCUACCAGCGAUACACAACUACAACUUAAUGUCAAAGAUAUUCCCUUAGUACUCCAAUGGUCAAAUAAUAUUCCAGCUUCUACAGGUGAUAAUAUUCAACUCGAAUGUAACCACGCGUCUUAUCCUGAAUCUUCAUUAGUAUUUUGGAACAGAGAUGGUGAAAAAAUUAAUGUAUCAGAUUCAAAAUAUAACGGAGGCACAAUUAAUGAACCAUCUCUAACCAUUAUCAACACUGAACAAAAAGAUUCAGGCAUUUAUAUGUGCGCUGUAGUCAAUGGCAUAGGAACUGGAUACAGUAGCGAGAUCCAACUCAUAGUGAAAGAUCCAGAAAUGACAAAUGGUGCUUUAAAAUCAGUUGUUGGUGGUGUAACAGGAACAAUAUUUGUACUCGUUGCUGUAUUUAUAAUUUUUAUUGUGUUUCGAAGGUAA
This is a messenger RNA of Mytilus trossulus (common blue mussel), 2373 nucleotides long. Its product is annotated as hemicentin-2-like. Lineage: Eukaryota; Metazoa; Mollusca; Bivalvia; Mytilida; Mytilidae. The transcript has 10 exons. Gene Ontology annotation, cellular component: neuron projection. Bases 1 to 2373 code for a protein of 790 amino acids. The record is from RefSeq and is a predicted model, not a curated record.